Messenger RNA from Danio aesculapii, 1547 nucleotides. RefSeq names its product tripartite motif containing 105 (gene trim105). Gene Ontology annotation, molecular function: protein binding; metal ion binding. The transcript is spliced from 7 exons. The record is from RefSeq and is a predicted model, not a curated record. Lineage: Eukaryota; Metazoa; Chordata; Actinopteri; Cypriniformes; Danionidae. Bases 193 to 1473 code for a protein of 426 amino acids.
UCCAUCAGUUGUUUAAGGAACACAUUGUGCCGAAUCAGUCAUAAUGAAUGUUAAACCAUAAACCGAAAGCAAGGCAGAUGACUUGACACAGACGGAGCCUCUCUAGGAUUUCGCAGCACCAGACCAAACCAAAGAAAAAGCAGGGAGUGAGUUUAAGUGGAAGUGAAACUAACAGCAAGAGAUCUGCUCCAUAUGGCGACCAACAAGAGCAAGACAAGUCUCCGAGAAGAUCUGACAUGUGCCAUCUGCUUUGAGCUUUUCAAGGACCCAGUAAUGCUGGGCUGCAUGCAUCACUUCUGCAGGAGAUGCAUUGUGUCCUACUGGAAGAGUGUCAGGAGUCCUGUGACCUGCCCUCAGUGCAGACAAGAGUUUCCAAACAAAUGCUGCUUUCAGACCAACUAUUUAGUAGCCAAUCUGGUGGAGAAAGUCAGGGCCAGCUCCUCGCCUGCAUCGGUUAAGUAUCUGGAGAAGCAAUUAAACGACUGUCUGGAAUCACAGUGCUCUAUGAAAGAUGCCUACAUCAGUAUGAUCCGCAAAGACAAAGACAAGAUGGAGAAAAUAAAAAAAACAUCAGCAGAGCUGCAGGGCCGAGUGCACAACGACUUCCAGGCUCUGCAUCACUUCCUGCGGGUGGAGGAGGAAGCCAUGAUGGAGGAGCUGAAGAGGGAGCAGGAGGAAAUGCUGCAGGGUCUGGAGCGACAUCUGGAGGCCCUACAGGUGGCCAUCAGAGACGUGGAGAAGAACAUCAACAUACUACGACAGACCGCCAGCAGCACAGACCAAUCUGUACUUGUAGAGCUUCCAAAGUUAAAUUCCAGAUCACCUCUGCAAGAGCUGAAUAUCAACCUGAAUUCCUUCCGAAGCAAAAGCAUUGCUCCUCUUCAGUACAUUGUGUGGCGAAAAAUGUUUCAACAUUUGAAUCCAGGCCCGUCUCCAUUGAUAUUUGAUGAGGACACAGCUCAUCCCAGCCUACAGCUUUCCAGGAACAAAACCCAAGUGAUUGAGAGCAACCAAAUGACUAGUUACCUGUGCGAUACAAAACGCUUCCUCCAAUGCGUCAACAUUCUUGCAACAGAGGGCUUCCAGUCAGGCAGUAAUUACUGGGAGGUGGAUGUUAGUAACAAUCCUAAAUGGGACCUGGGUGUCGCUCUGGAAUCUGUGAAUCGUCAGGUCAGAGUCAAACUGUGUCCUGAUAACGGCUACUGGACCCUUCGGCUGCGUGACGCCAACAAGUACUCGGCUGGCACUCAGCCCUGGACGCCGCUGACCGUGAUGACCUCACCUCGCAGGAUUGGCAUUUUCCUGGAUUGCGAGGAAAGUAAAGUGUCCUUUUAUAAUGCAGAUACCAUGACACUGCUGUAUUCUUUCUCCAGUGGGCCGAGAGGAAAAGUCUUCCCUUUUUUCAGCACAUGCGUCAGUGAACACGGCCAAAAAGCCCAAGCCAUCCGCAUCCUCCACUUCCCUUUUGAGUGACAAUCUGACAAGUAAAAAGCCAUCUCUCUCUCUCUCUCUCUCUCUCUCUCUCUCUCUCUCUCUCUCUCUCUCUC